AUGACGCUUGCCGAGACGGGGCCGGAGACGUUGACCCUGUUUCUGGUGAACCUCGCCGGAAUAAUGGACAACGCCGACGAGCAGCUGCUGCCGGCGGUUUACAAGGAGGUCGGGGAGUCUUUGCACGCCGACCCCACCCAGCUGGGUUCUCUCACCUUCUUCAAAUCGUUCGUGCAGGCGCUGUGCUUCCCGGUCGCCGCCUACCUCGCCGCCCGCCACAACCGGACGCACGUCAUCGCCCUCGGCGCCUUCCUCUGGGCCGCCGCCACCUUCCUCGUUGCCAUCUCCUCCACAUUUACUGAGGUGGCGGUGUCACGUGGGCUGAACGGAAUCGGAUUAGCCCUCGUGAUCCCUUCCAUCCAAUCCCUGAUAGCCGACUCGACAAUCGAGUCGAACCGUGGGACAGCCUUUGGGUGGCUCCACCUGACAUCCAGUUUCGGCUCCGUCUUUGGCAGUCUCGUGGCCGUUCUCCUUGCCCCCACCACCAUACUCGGCCUCGAAGGCUGGCGCGUUGCCUUCCAUCUGGUCGCCGCCCUCAGCAUCCUCGUUGGCAUCCUCGUCCACCUCUUCGCUCGGGACCCACGUUACGAUUCCAGCAGAAUCAAGGACAACGGUCAAGAACCCACGAAAUCUUUUCUUGGUGAGGAGGCAAGGAGUCUGCUUAAGGAGGCUAGGGAUGUGAUAAAGGUGCCGUCUUUCAGGAUUCUGGUGGGGCAAGGGGUGUCCGGGAGCUUCCCAUGGUCGGCCCUCUCGUUCGGGAGAAUGUGGCUCGAGCUCAUGGGCUUCUCACAUGGGACCACCGCCACUAUCUGGUCGCUGUUUAUCGUGGCAACCUCGCUGGGGGGGCUGUUUGGGGGGAAGAUGGGGGAUUUCAUGGCCCGAAGGCUGCCGGACUCCGGGAGGAUUAUUAUGGCGCAGGUGAGCACGGGGCUGGCUGUGCCGUUGGCCGCGCUCCUCAUACUUGGCCUGCCGGACGACUCCUCCACCGCCAUCCUGCACGGCGUGGUGUUUGUUGUCAUGGGGCUGGUCAUCUCCUGGUGUGUUCCGGCAACUAACAACCCUAUAUUUGCGGAGAUAGUCCCUGAGAGAGCCCGAACGAGCAUCUACGCCUUGGAUAGGUCGUUCGAGACCAUCCUGUCCUCGUUCGCACCCCCAGUCGUGGGACUACUGUCACAGAACGUGUUUGGCUACAAAUCAGUCGACUCGGGAAAUGUGGAGACAGACAAGGAGAACGCGCGGGCCCUUGGCAAGGCGCUCUACGUGUCUAUAGGCAUCCCCUUCACCAUCUGCUGCCUCAUCUACUCGUUCCUCCACUGCACCUAUCCUGGAGACAGGGACCGGGCCAGGAUGGCAUCUUUUAUCGAGUCCCAAACUCGAGAUAUAGAGUCGGACGAUAGCUACAUUUUGAUCAGGGAUGAACCUAAUGUGCCGAGCGAGGAGAGUCCUGAUUGUCGGGAAAAUGAUGAGCAGACAUGA
Striga hermonthica is the source of this 1476-nucleotide messenger RNA. NCBI's taxonomy places the organism in Eukaryota, Viridiplantae, Streptophyta, Magnoliopsida, Lamiales, Orobanchaceae. The record is from the annotation of a GenBank genome assembly.